AUGGGCGCCCUCUGGUGUUUGGCUUUCCAGGAUGUCCCCACCAAGCUAGUGGCAAAAGCAGGACCUUUGCCGAUGGCUGUGAGAGGCCACUGGUUCCUGAGCCCUCGAACGGAGUACUGUGUCGCUGUGCAGACCGCCAUCAGACAGCCAGACGGAGACUAUCAGGUGUCUGAAUGGAGCCAAGUAGUGGAGUUCUGCACUGGGGAUUAUGCCAUGGAGCAUCUCCAGCAGCUGUUAGAUAAAGCUCAGGCCGCUGCUGGGAGGAUGCUCAGGUUCUCCGUCUUCUACCGCAAUCAGAGUCCUGAAUAUUUCCAAUAUGUGAGGUUAGUGUCAUCUGUCAUCCUCAGUCUCUCUGCUGCUUUCUACAUAUAUCUUUCCUUGACUGCUCUAAGACUGCAGUGCCUGGUUUAUCUGCAGCGUGUUUUUGAGAUUCGAGAAUGCUAGUGAACUUGACAUGAAAUGACUAUUCCUUUGUAUUCCUAAGUGCAGAGCAAAGUAUC
This is a messenger RNA of Sinocyclocheilus grahami, 500 nucleotides long. Its product is annotated as phytanoyl-CoA hydroxylase-interacting protein-like. The transcript has 3 exons. Gene Ontology annotation, cellular component: cytoplasm. Bases 1 to 444 code for a protein of 147 amino acids. Lineage: Eukaryota; Metazoa; Chordata; Actinopteri; Cypriniformes; Cyprinidae. The record is from RefSeq and is a predicted model, not a curated record.